AUGGCCCAGGUUUUCGAGGUCUCCGUCUUUUUCAUUGUCUUCCGUGAGACGCUUGAAGCGUCCAUCAUCAUCUCGGUCCUGCUUGCCUUCCUCAAGCAGGGUAUCGGUCGUUCUAUGGACGACCCUGUGAUCUAUAAACGUCUUGUUAAACAUGUCUGGGUUGGCUCUGCUAUCGGUUUCUUGGUCUGUCUAUGCAUCGGUGGUGCCUUCAUCGGAGCCUGGUACUCCCUCGGCAGAGAUGUCUGGGGCUCGUCCGAGGAUCUCUGGGAAGGUAUCUUCUCGAUCAUCGCUACCGUCAUUAUCUCAAUCAUGGGUCUCGCCAUGCUCAGACUCAACAAACUCAAGGAGAAAUGGCGUGUCAAGAUUGCUGCUGCCAUGGAGGAGCGCAACCGCAGAGGCAGGGGCAUGUUUGGCCGCUUCACGCGCAAGUACGCCAUGGCUAUCCUUCCGCUCAUCACCGUCCUGCGUGAAGGUGUCGAGGCCAUCGUCUUCGUCGGUGGUGUCUCGCUUACCGCGCCCGCCAAGGCUUUCCCUCUUCCUGUUAUCUGCGGUAUGCUCGCGGGUUCGGCUAUCGGUUACUUGAUGUACAAGGGAGGUGACUUUGUCAAGAUCCAGUACUUUUUGAUCAUCGCCACCUGCUUCCUCUACCUCGUCGGCGCGGGUCUGUUCUCCAAGGCGUGCUGGUACUUCCAGAACCACAACUGGGUCAGCUUCGUCGGCUCGGAUGUGUCUGAGGAAGGCUCCGGCGCGGGCUCGUACGAUGUCCGCCAGUCGGUCUGGCACGUCAACUGCUGCAACGGAGAGACCGACGGUGGCUGGAUGAUUUUCAACGCCUUGUUUGGCUGGCAGAACUCGGCCACGUACGGCUCCGUUAUCGGCUACAACUGCUACUGGAUCGCCGUCAUGGUCUCGGUCGCGCUCAUGCUCUACAAGGAGAAGAAGGGAUACUUCCCGUUCUUGAAGUCCUGGACCGAGAAGCACGAGGCCAAGAAGAUCGCAAAGAGACGCGCCAGAAUGGAGCGUAUCCGCGCCGAGAUGGAGGAGGAGGAGGACCGCGUCGAGCCCAAGAACGUUGAGUCUGACUCCGUUUGA
Messenger RNA from Myxozyma melibiosi, 1092 nucleotides. Its product is annotated as plasma membrane iron permease. Gene Ontology annotation, biological process: iron ion transmembrane transport. Bases 1 to 1092 code for a protein of 363 amino acids. Lineage: Eukaryota; Fungi; Ascomycota; Lipomycetes; Lipomycetales; Lipomycetaceae. The transcript is spliced from 2 exons. Gene Ontology annotation, cellular component: plasma membrane; high-affinity iron permease complex. The record is from RefSeq and is a predicted model, not a curated record. Gene Ontology annotation, molecular function: ferrous iron transmembrane transporter activity.